Molecule: messenger RNA, 2170 nt
Organism: Scatophagus argus
Lineage: Eukaryota; Metazoa; Chordata; Actinopteri; Scatophagidae
Gene: c1galt1a
Exons: 4
Coding region: 186-1157 (323 amino acids)
Cellular component (GO): membrane
Molecular function (GO): N-acetylgalactosaminide beta-1,3-galactosyltransferase activity
Source: RefSeq, a predicted model, not a curated record
AGAACGACUUCCGGUUUAAAUGAGGAGCGUGGAAACAUGAGCGCGGGGCGCGGAGGUGAGCUCACAGUGGAAACACCUGUGUGAGAGACGGAGCUCGGGCUCUGUGCUGCUUGUGUGUCCGUUUAAGGACAAUCAGAAAGGAAAGUGCAGCUCUGGGAUCGGUCCUGAUGAGAUAAAUCAGGAGGAUGAGGCACCUUACGUCUAGUUUAUUCUUCUUCACUGGAUUCAUGUUGGGAUUUUUCUCCUUUCACUUUCUGUUGGACUCGAACUUUUCAACAGAACAAGUUGUGAAUUUUGCACGGGUAGCAGUCACGAAUGAAGUGAAACACCGUUCACAGCAUGUGCACGCAGCAGCUAAUUCCACUCACACAACACGCAUCUUGUGCUGGAUCAUGACAGGGCCCAGUAACUUGGAGUCCCGAACCAAGCACAUCAGGGAAACAUGGGGAAGGCGCUGUGACAAAGUGCUGUAUAUGAGCUCCGUCAAGAGUGACUUCCCCACCGUGAAGCUCAACGUGUCCGAGGGAAGGGAUAACCUUUACUGGAAGACGAUUCGAGCUUUUCAGUAUAUCCAUCAACACCACCUGGAUGAAGCAGACUGGUUCCUGAAAGCAGACGAUGACACGUUUGUGGUUGUAGAGAAUCUACGCUACACCUUGUCCAAAUAUGACACAGAGAAGCCAUUGUACCUGGGCAGAAGGUUUACGCCUUUCCUUAGUCAAGGCUACAUGAGUGGAGGAGCAGGUUAUGUCCUCAGUAAGGAGGCACUGAGAAGAUUUAUCAAAGGGUUCAGUACUGGGGAAUGUACCCACUCCUCCAUGAUAGAGGACAUCGCUCUUGGGAGAUGUAUGGAGACGAUGAAGGUGGAGCCAGCAGAUACCAGAGACCUGAAGGGCAGACAAACAUUUCAUGCUUACCCUCCAGACCAUUAUGUGGUCAGACAACCUCCAAGACCACGGCCUUGGUAUCUGAUCUAUGACUACUACACUCCGAUAGAGGGUCCCGGUUGCUGUUCAGAUUUUGUUAUAUCUUUUCACUACAUUUAUGCUGUUGAACUGUAUGUUUUAGAGUACCUGACGUACCAUCUGCGGCCAUAUGGAUACAAAUACAGAUUUAAUCCUGAUGAGAAAUCGAACAAUGCGACUGGGUCUGUGUAAAAUGUGUGUCUGUGUAACAACCAAGUUUAACUUAUUUACUACCAUAAUUAAUUCUCCUGUCUGUCCUUUUAUAACUUACUGUGAGGCUUUUCAUGUUAAAAAUGUGCUUAUUCCUUCCAUCCACUCAAGUAUCGCUGUCUUGGUCUUAUUUCAAUUGUGAAAACUGUUCAUGAUGUCUGUGGUAAGAGUGGGUCUGUUAUACUAAGCUGUCACUUGUCACUGUGUGUAAGAAGAAACGAAUGUGCUCUUUAAUUUGUCUUCCUUAUUUUUGUCUUUCAUGACCAAUGUACGUUCUGUGCUUCAAGAAGGGUGUCUUUCUCUAGGAAAUCUUAACAGCAAUACGAGUAAACCACGUUUGCUGUGUGAAAGAUGGGGUUUAUAGGUGAAAUUUGGAGAAACCUGGAGGUGGUAACAUGGUGUUGUUGUUCCACAGACUUUCACUCUUGCACUGAGAGCAGAAACAUGAUCAGUGCAAGUAAACGCAGAUGCUUCAAGCUAUGCAAGAUUGAUUUCGUAUUUGCCUUCUGGAGUGUGUUACUGGAAAACAGUAGUGCGAGACCAAUGUGAGCUGCAGUCUGACGGCAAGAUAAAGCUAACCCAUUCUGUUUAGAUUAGGUUCUGUUCAAUUAAAGGUGAACAUGUCACAUGUCACCUCUCCUCCUGCGCUGUAGGCAUAGCACUGCACAUUCCUCCACAGGAGCCACGUUUAUUUACUAAUGUGGUCCUAGAAAUGCUCUGAUGAGCUAUUUAGCAUUCCCUUGAGGUUUCUUUCCUCUGUCAGUGUAUAUACGUGCAUGUUGAGUAUGUUCACCGGGGUGCUGCUUUUGUUUCAGCUGGGCCAGGGUUGCCAUUUGUGCUUGCAUGGACUACUACAAGCUACUCUGGUCAGGCUGCUUAGAAUAAAGACUGGAACCAUGGGGAAGAAGCUAGCCUGACGUUGCUGUAACAGUAACAAUUGUGGUUACUACCAGCUUUAAAACUACUUAAUAAAUCUGUUUAUAACUUUUUUUUUU